AUGGCUAAACCAUCAGAAGCGAAACAGCCUAGCGGCGAUGAUGAAAGCAAAACUACUGCUCAUGCAUUGAGCCAAGCUGAUGUCCAGAUCAAAUGCCAAAUUACCAAAACCGUCCAUUCGAAGCCCAAAACACAAGCAGGCUCUAUCAAUGGUGCAACAACGCCCUUGACGAAUGAUGGAUGUUCUGACUCACUUUCUAACGGCGAUUCAUCGCACAAUGACUUAGGAAGAGAUGAAAUCGUGAUAGAGGAUAGGACAAAGGACUCAGUGCGACAGGUAGGCAACCACGACGUGGUCAGAGAGACGGAGAAACACUCAAAGUUGCUCUCCAGAUCCGGCCCAGCCGGGGAGCUUGACGUGGUUCCCGAAAAGUCGAACCAAGAAACGGACGGCAAAAAUUUCCAACAUGACGAAGAACCAGAUAAAAUUCUGUCGGAAAAUAGCCCAUUAUUUCCCUCAUUGCCACUCUAUGGUCCUCCAUCGCUCAAAAGCCGCUUUCGGUGUAUACUUUUUAGACUCUCUGCCUUUGUUUUGAGCCUCUCAUUUCUCGUUUUCAUUGUGAUAGCCUCGCUUAUAACGAGCGUUCCGAGGGUCACCAAAAAGUUGUUUUACAAGUUGACGCUGCGAGAUAUUAAGAGGCAACGACCCUUUUAUGAAGAGGAAUGCCGUAGGGCAGACAUUCGAAGGCAGAAGAGAAAGGCAUGGGAGCACCGCACCUCGGCGGAAAAAAUUGGCGGUGACCAAGAAGGGACUGCCGAUGAAUAUCCUCCAACGGAGGGGGGCCGCGAUAAGAUCGUGUGCGACGUUGGAUACUAUGCGAGGCGAGUUGGACUUGAUGUUGACAUGUUCCAAGUUCGCACGGACGAUGGCUUUCUGAUCGACCUCUGGCAUGUGUACGACCCUAGGGAGUACACCACAUCCAGGGCCAAUGCGGCCUCGAAUACUAGCGGCCCGCGGAAAACCUUCAAGUCCAACGAGAAGAAACCAAAGUUUCCAGUUCUCUUAAUGCACGGUCUAUUGCAAAGCUCUGGAGCUUAUUGCAGCAACGAUGAUGACUCACUGGCAUUCUGGCUCUGCAAAUCUGGAUUUGAUGUCUGGCUGGGCAACAAUCGGUGCGGAUUUAGCCCUGCCCAUGAAUCAUUCGUUCAAACUGAUCCACGAAUGUGGUGUUGGAACAUUCGAGAGAUGGGCGUCUUCGACUUGCCAGCACUAACAUCACGCGUCCUCCAAGAGACUGGAUUUGACAAGAUCGGGCUUAUAUGCCACUCACAGGGGACCGCUGAGACAUUGAUUGCUCUAUCAAAGGAUCAGCGUCCAGAAUUUGGAGAGAAAUUGACAGUAUUCUGUGGUCUAGCCCCAGCAGCCUAUGCCGGACCGCUCAUAGGGAAGUUUUACUUCAAAUUUAUGCGCAAUAUUUCGCCAUUUCUAUUCCAGAUGAUGUUUGGAAUACACGCUUUCAUACCGUUCAUGAUGCAAAUGCACUCAAUAUUACACCCCAAGGUAUAUGGCUGGCUGGGAUAUAAGGUCUUUUCUUUUCUUUUCGACUGGUCUGACGCAAGGUGGGAUAGGGGGCUGAGAAACCGCCUCUUCCAAUUCGCUCCGGUAUAUGUCAGUGCAGAAACAAUGCGGUGGUGGCUCGGCCAGGACGGUUUCGCUAAACACAAAUGCAUCUUGUCCACGAAGGAGGUCGUUAAAUGGGAGGAGCGAGAGGAUGGACAUGCUGUUGAGACCACUAUAGAAGAGUCCUUUGAACGCAGCACCAUGACUACAAACCAGGGCGAACCGGGCAAUAUUCCGCAAAAUGGCUAUUUGCCAACAAGCGGUCCAUGGUACAACGAACGAGUUCCACCCUUCGCUUUGUGGGUUUGUGGAAAUGACCAGCUCGUGGAUGGCGAGCGACUGUUGAAACGGUUCACGAAAGGACGAGAGCCACAUGUGAAAAUGGUGCACAGCAAGGUGAUCAAAGACUACGAGCAUUUGGAUGUGAUCUGGGCCAUCGAUGCCGUCGAACAAGUCUUUAUUGAGAUUCGCGAAGUCCUCUGGCAAACGUGUAAUGCCAGAGAUCGAUAUCGAGUUCCGGAGGGGUGUGAAGCAGUAGCUACAUGGUCCCCUGAAUUGGAUUCACUCACGAGUGGCUCAUGA
Messenger RNA from Pochonia chlamydosporia 170, 2142 nucleotides. Its product is annotated as ab-hydrolase associated lipase. Gene Ontology annotation, biological process: lipid metabolic process. The record is from RefSeq and is a predicted model, not a curated record. Bases 1 to 2142 code for a protein of 713 amino acids. Lineage: Eukaryota; Fungi; Ascomycota; Sordariomycetes; Hypocreales; Clavicipitaceae. The transcript has a single exon.